AGAAUCCGACAACAUAGCUAUCCGCGUGAAACACACAACGUCACCACAAGUGAUGGUUAUAUUUUGACAUUAUUUCGAAUACCAAAUUCAGGUCCAAAUCGGAAGGCAACUCAGAAUCCAGCCAUGUCCUUCCCCGUCCUUAUCAUGCAUUGUCUGUCAUGUACCUCGGAUAUUUUUGUGGUUACCGGACCAAAUGAUGGCCUGGCUUUUUUGUUGGCCAAUGCUGGAUUUGAUGUGUGGCUGGGCAACUCCCGCGGCAAUAAUUACGCCCAAAAACAUAUAUCUCUCUCACCAUACUCGGUGGAUUUUUGGUCCUUUUCUCUGGAUGAAAUUGCCAAGAUUGAUAUACCAACAAAAGUGGAUUAUAUUCUCCAGGCGACAAAUCGUAGCAAAGUACAUUACAUAGGUUACUCGCAAGGUGCUGCAGUUCUCAUGAUGUUACUCUCCACGAAUCUGGCGUAUGGCGAAAAAAUAAAAUCUACUCAUUUAUUGGCCCCUCCCAUUUUUAUGUGCCACAUUCGUACACCUUUGGUGUAUUUUCUGGCCCAAUUUCUGGGCGAACCGGGACCUGCAGCGGAAUUAUUCGGAACAUUUCCCAGUCAGGGGGCAACGGCUUUCCUAAGAACUCUGGGGCAUUUGUUGUGUAAAAACCAACAAAAUCAACUCUUUUGCAAGGAGGUGUCGAAUUUCUUCAGUGGCUGGGGUUCAACCUAUUUGAAUAUGACCAUCUUACCGGAAAUAUUGCUCAGCACCCCAGCCGAUGGUUCGAAUCGUCAGUUCAAUCAAUUUUUACAAUUUGAAAAAAACCUGUGAAUUUAAGGCCUACGAUUAUGGUCGGGAGGGAAAUAUAUUGAAAUAUGGCGCAGCCAAACCUCCGCAAUAUGAUUUGGCGAAUAUUCACACCACGGAACCCAUUGAAGUUUAUUUUUCCGACAAUGACAAUAUGGCACCGCUGGAAGCGUUGAAGGCUUUGCACAAAGUAAUGGGUAAUCGCUGCAAUUGGAAUCACCUAAAACUUAGUAAAUAUAACCAUUUUGACUUCACCUUGGCCACAAAUGUUGGCGUUUGUAUUAACAGCUGUUUGGUGGCUAAAUUGAGGAUGUAUGAGGGUCAACCGUUUGAGGAAAAUCUAUGUAAAUAUUUUACGAAUAAAACAUUUUGAAAAUGCAUAUGUUGGGGAAAUCUUAUUUGGAUUUUACACCCUUCAACACCUCGAAAUAUACAUUUUAGACCUCACAAAGUACAUAUAUUCUUGAUCAGCAUAAAAUUCUGUCCGUCCGUCUAUCUGUCUGUCCGUCCGUAUGUCGAAAUCAUUCUAGUUUCGGACGAAAUGAAGUAAGUUGACAAAAUUUUACUCAGACGUGUGUUUGUUCUCCAAGGUCUUUUGGUAUUGAAAAUGGGCCAUAUAGGUCCAAGUUGCGG
This is a messenger RNA of Musca domestica (house fly), 1422 nucleotides long. Its product is annotated as lipase 3-like. Bases 124 to 813 code for a protein of 229 amino acids. Lineage: Eukaryota; Metazoa; Arthropoda; Insecta; Diptera; Muscidae. The record is from RefSeq and is a predicted model, not a curated record. The transcript has 2 exons.